Molecule: messenger RNA, 312 nt
Organism: Cyphellophora attinorum
Lineage: Eukaryota; Fungi; Ascomycota; Eurotiomycetes; Chaetothyriales; Cyphellophoraceae
Exons: 1
Coding region: 1-312 (103 amino acids)
Source: RefSeq, a predicted model, not a curated record
AUGGAUGACGAGCUGUACGAGGAGGAUGCUGACAAUUUUUCAUUCGAGCUCGAUGACGAGUUGCUUCCAGAGGACCUUGACGACAUAGACCUUGACACUGUCGCUUCGUUGGCCAAAAUUCAACAUGCUCGUGAUGAGAUACACGACGACGACGAAGGACUUGAACAUUUUCUUGAUGCUACCACGGCCGAAGGUGUUCCAGACGAUCUCUGGGGGGAUGCAGACGACAGUGAUGAUGAUGCCAACUCAGACAGCGAAAACGACGAUCACCUCGCCAACAUCGACUUUCGUCCACCAGAACCUUUCAGCUAG